GAAUCAAAUUCAUCAAAAGAUUCAUCUUUUAGAUCUGGUUACGUAAUUCGAUUUGCUCUGUUUUUUGUUUUGAAUUCUUUAUAAAGUAACCAAAUUUGGGGAAGAGGGUGAUAAUGGAUUUGGACGAUUUCCGAUCGGUUAUGGAUAACGCUGGUGUUGAUGUUUGGACAUUUAUCGAUACGGCGAUUCUCGUUGCGUCGCUUGACUAUGGUCAAGAGCUUAAGCGGCGGAGAGAUAACAUCGUCGAGCGUCUCUACGCUACGUCCAUGGCUAACAAGUGUAGAAACUGCGAUUUUGGCGGUGGUGGUAGCGUUACGGAGGCGGCGGUUGGUAGGGUUAAUGGGAGGGUUCACGAGGAGACGGAGGAGGAAGAUGAAGAAGCUGCAGCAGCAGCAGCAGAAGAAGUAAGAGAGAAAUCUGUUAAUGUUGAAGACGAUGACGAUUUCGAUCCCUUUGCUGGUUUGUUUGAUGAUGAGCAGAAGAGUAUUCUUGAAAUCAAGGAGAAACUUGAAGAUCCUGAUCUGUCUGAAGAAGCUUUGGUUGAGUUGCUUCAGAAUCUGGAAGAUAUGGACAUAACAUUCCAAGCUCUUCAGGAAACUGAUAUUGGGAGGCAUGUGAAUAGAGUUCGGAAGCAUCCAUCCAACAAUGUUCGAAGAUUAGCUAAACAGCUUGUCAAAAAAUGGAAGGAAACAGUAGAUGAAUGGGUCAAAUUUAACCAGCCUGGUGAUCUUGAACCUCCGAGUUUGAUAGCCGAUGAGGAUUCACCCGUGCAGAAAGCUCUCCAUAACGGUAAUCGCCAACAGGUUCCUGAUUUCGGAUAUUCACCGGUUCCUCAGAAUGGGUAUUCCAGUUCAAGCAAGAACAGUAACAUUACCGAGCCAGAGAGAAAACCAAGACCUGUUGCUGCUGCUGCUCCUCCAUCUAGGAGAGAAUCUCCUUCUCCAGCUAAACCUUCUCGCCCGUCUCCUUCUCAACAAACCAUUCCGAGGGACAAAGAGCAUAAAGAAGUUGAUUUCGACACAGCCCGGAAAAGGCUACAACAAAACUACAGACAAGCAGAGAAUGCAAAAAAGCAAAGGACUAUACAGGUGAUGGACAUUCAUGAGAUCCCUAAACCUAAGAAAGGUGGAUUUUUCCCAAGAAAAGGCGGUAGUUCUCAAGGUGGUAGACACUGGUAAAUUGAGAAAGAUGAGAGUUAACUGAACAAGAGAAAAAGAAAAAAGGACAGAGAGCAAAGCUCUGUUUCUGAGACACAAGAAGACAGUGAAUUCUAAAUAUGUUUCAAGAAUUUGGAAUUAAGUUGAUUGACGGUUUGCAUCAAGUUUUUAUCAGUUACAGUCAAUGUAAAUUCAAUUUCUAAUUAAAGGUUCAACCUUGU
Messenger RNA from Arabidopsis arenosa, 1378 nucleotides. Lineage: Eukaryota; Viridiplantae; Streptophyta; Magnoliopsida; Brassicales; Brassicaceae. The record is from the annotation of a GenBank genome assembly.